Molecule: messenger RNA, 2348 nt
Organism: Phacochoerus africanus (Common warthog)
Lineage: Eukaryota; Metazoa; Chordata; Mammalia; Artiodactyla; Suidae
Gene: CX3CR1
Product: C-X3-C motif chemokine receptor 1
Exons: 2
Coding region: 73-1143 (356 amino acids)
Biological process (GO): chemotaxis; immune response; G protein-coupled receptor signaling pathway
Cellular component (GO): membrane
Molecular function (GO): C-X3-C chemokine receptor activity
Source: RefSeq, a predicted model, not a curated record
GUCUUCACAGGACAGGGUGGCAGAUUGGCACAUCCAGAAGUUCCCUCCCCAGGUCCAGCCCAGGCACUCACUAUGUCCACCAUCUCCCCUGAAUCAAGUUUAGAAGACUUUGACUACGAUGGGCUUCUAGAAGCCUGUGAUAUGGGAGACAUCGUGGCCCUGGGAACUGUCUUCCUAUCCAUUCUCUACUGCCUUAUUUUUGCCUUUGGCCUCGUGGGCAAUCUGCUGGUGGUGUUUGCUCUCACCAACAGCCAGAAGCCCAAGAACAUCACUGACAUUUACCUGCUGAACCUGGCCUUGUCUGAUCUGCUUUUUGUAGUCACCUUGCCCUUCUGGACUCAUUAUCUGAUAAACGAGCAAGGCCUUCACAAUGCCUUGUGCAAACUCACCACAGCCUUCUUCUUCAUUGGGUUUUUUGGAGGCAUAUUCUUCAUCACCAUCAUCAGCAUUGAUAGAUACAUGGCCAUCGUCCUGGCAACUAACUCCAUGAACAACCGGACCGUGACGCAAGGUGUCAUCAUCAGCCUCAGCGUCUGGGCAGCUGCCAUCUUGAUGUCCGCACCCCAGUUCAUGUUCACCAAGCAGAAGGAAAAGGAAUGUCAUGGUGACUACCCUGAGGUCCUGCAGAAAAUCUGGCCUGUACUCCGAAAUGUGGAAAUAAAUUUGCUUGGCUUCCUGCUCCCCCUGUUCAUUAUGAGUUACUGUUACUUCAGAAUCAUGUGGACACUGCUUUCCUGCAAGAACCACAAGAAAGCUAAAGCCAUUAAGCUGAUCUUUCUGGUGGUCACUGUGUUUUUCCUCUUCUGGACACCCUACAACAUUAUGAUUUUCUUAGAGACACUCAAUCUCUUUGACCUCUUUCCCAACUGUGACAUGCAGAAGAAUCUGAGGUUGGCCCUCAGUGUGACAGAGACAAUUGCAUUUACUCACUGCUGCCUCAAUCCCCUUAUCUACGCAUUUGCUGGAGAGAAGUUCAGAAGAUACCUUUACCACCUGUAUAGGAAAUGCCUGGCUAUCCUGUGCGGCCACCCUGUCACUCCUUCCUCCUCCCUAUCUGAAUCACAAAGGAGCAGGCGGGAAAGUAUUCUGAGCAGCAAUUUUACUCAUUACACCAAUGAUGGAGAUGCAUCCAUCCUUCUCUGAAGGGAUCCCCAAAGCCUUGUCCCUGCAGCUAGCCUGCAGUUCUGGACUUUGAUACUGAAUAAUAAGGACAGAUUUUUAAAUUUACUACAUGCAAGAAACAAUGGAACCAAUACUCCAAAGCAACCCUAAAGUUUUUUGAGAAUUGUGCUCAAAAUUUGAAUGAUAAAGGGUAGGCAUGCCUCUUACUGCAAAUAGCAGGACGUUUUUGUUUACAAAUGACAAAAUUUCAACUCAGACUAAUUUAACCUGAAAGGAGGCAGUAUCAUUCACAUUAGGCCCAGAAGCAUAAAAAGAAAAAACACUAGCCCACACUGAAAAGACAUUAUUUCCAAUCCCAACUCCAUCACUUCCCUGCUAGGUAAUUUGAGGCCAACAGAGCUUCAGCUUCCUCAGCUGUAGAAUGGCGAUAGCAGUACCUGUCACAUAGGAAGCAUCUUUUCCAGCAUGAGGAACCAGCCAUCAACUCUCACAGGUCUCAACCCUCUUAUAUGCUUCCCAGGCUUCAACUUCCCCACAGCUGGCACCAUGCUUAAUUGGUGCUGUUGCGAGAGCUUGGAUGAGGCUCAGACACAGAGGAGGCUGGUUCCUAGGAUGGCCCUCAGUGGACACUCAUAGAUAUACAGAUUCAUAGCCUUCCCUGACCCAACCCUCCCAGCCUGCCUGGAACACUUCUUCCCAGUCACCUGCUGGCAACCCUACCUAGAGUGCCUGCAUCGUUCAUGCCACUGCCAACCUGGAGAGCCAGAGCCUAAAACCAGCUUCCUUUUCUCAGACUUCCAAAACUCAGACUUCCUUUGGGAUGGUCUGAAUCUCUAACGCUUGAAAAACAAUAGAAGUGAUGCUGAAGAAAAUGUCAUCUAUAAUCUAACCAUUCAAUAUUUUCAUGUGCCCAUCAGACCUCGUUCAAACCCUCAUGCAUUUCAAGUUGUGACAGUUUUAUAAUCUGUUUUUUUUUUCUUAACAUUAGGCCACGAACAAUUCUGUUUCGAUAUGGUUUUUUGUAAUGAACAUUUUAGAAGACUCUGCUAGGUUGUGCGCUCAUUGAAAGCAUCUGACUCACUGCUGUGUUUCUCACUCCUUGGCAGUCAGUAUGUUUGUUUAACCAAUGAGAGAAUGAAUAAUGUUCCAUCAAGAUCAUGUACUGUAACUCACUCACCAUUUCUCUGUUAAUAAAUAUUCACUGUUUCUAAUAUUUAGCAAAUACA